Messenger RNA from Schistosoma margrebowiei, 750 nucleotides. NCBI's taxonomy places the organism in Eukaryota, Metazoa, Platyhelminthes, Trematoda, Strigeidida, Schistosomatidae. The record is from the annotation of a GenBank genome assembly.
AUGACUUCAAAUUCCCUGAUAGAAGCGGGCUCAAUUGUUAUGCUUCGAGCCAUAGAACUUGAGAAACAAUUAAAAUUUACUGAAAGUUUGACAUGCUAUGAAGAAAGUAUUGGUUUAUUCAUCAAAGCUCUUCGUUCUAUUCCUGAUAAUACACAACCAGAAUUCAAAGACAGAUUCAGACUGAAAGUUUCAGAGUAUAUAACCCAUGCAGAAAAACUUAAGGAAAAACUUAAAAAGGAGUCAGAAAAUGGAAAUUAUCACGAACAAAUUGUUAUAGAGGAAGGUGCUACUGGUUACAGUUACAAGAAGGUUUUUGGAAGAUUUCUUGAAGAUGGUACAGUUAGCAAAGUUUGGGUGGAAGAUCCGUAUAUCAGAAAUAGUUAUCAAAUUGAGAAUUUUUCUCACUUUUGCGAAGUCAUCGUUCAAUCAGUGUCGAAGGUAAAAAAUAUUUAUUUAACCACCGGAGAAGAUGCCCAGCAUCCAGAUGAACAAAUAGAAAAGUUUAAAAUGUUAAAGGGUGAUCUAGAAAAGCAUUCAGUUACUUUUGAGUGGACAUUCUCGGAUACCUUACAUGAUCGAGAGAUACGAUUUGAUAGUGGAUGGAUUGUUAAAAUUGGUCGUGGGUUAGAUUAUAUACGUCGUCCUGAACAUAAAUUUUGUGGUCUCGGUGUACAUGACUAUGACUUUCGGACAUGUUCUGCAACAACUAUUGACAUAUUUCAUUCUUCUAUUUUACGUCAAGAUACAUAA